This is a messenger RNA of Hevea brasiliensis (rubber tree), 1282 nucleotides long. Its product is annotated as short-chain dehydrogenase RED1. The transcript is spliced from 3 exons. The record is from RefSeq and is a predicted model, not a curated record. The coding region runs from base 70 to 1050 and encodes 326 amino acids. Gene Ontology annotation, molecular function: oxidoreductase activity. Gene Ontology annotation, cellular component: endoplasmic reticulum. Lineage: Eukaryota; Viridiplantae; Streptophyta; Magnoliopsida; Malpighiales; Euphorbiaceae.
UUUUCCAUCCACCCAAACAAAGCAUAAAUGUAAUUACUGGUUAAUAUAGACGGAGAAGCCACCGACGAAAUGGGACCUUCCCCUAUUGGAAUCAACGAAGACACGUCUUUGAUCUCCAAUUCUCUGUUUGCAAAUCCCUUAAUAAUCUUCCCUUUCCAAUCCAAUUUUUUCAACUACAAGAAUCUCCUCAAGAAAGAAUCCAAGAGUUCCAUUCCAAUGGGAUCCUACGGCCAAGAAGUGGUUCUAAUCACUGGGUGCAGCCAGGGAGGCAUAGGCCACGCACUGGCGAAGGAGUUUGCAGCCAACAACUGCCUAGUUGUGGCCACAAGCAGGUCCUUAAACUCCAUGAGAGACCUUGAUCAAGACCAUAGAUUCUAUCUCCAAGAACUUAAUGUUUUGUCAGAGGAGAGUAUCCAGCAUGUAAUGUCAAAUGUUCUUGAGAAGUUUGGGAGAGUCGAUAUUUUGGUUAACAAUUCUGGGAUUCAAUGCGUGGCCCCUCUUGCUGAAGUCCCUCUAUCCGCUUUACAAAAAACAUUCGACACUAAUCUUUAUGGUCCCAUAAGACUUAUUCAAGCUGCUGUUCCUCACAUGGCAUCUAGGAAAAAGGGAAAAAUAGUAAAUGUUGGAAGUGUUUCUGCCAUGGCUCCUAUCCCUUGGGCUGGUGUUUACACUGCAACCAAAGCCGCUCUUCAUUCACUGUCGGACACCUUGAGGUUGGAACUCAAGCCUUUAGGGAUUGAUGUUAUCAAUGUUGUUCCAGGAGCUAUUAAAUCAAACAUAGGAAAUUCAGCUAUAGCCAGCUACAACCAGAUGCCAGAGUGGAAGUUAUACAAACCAUUUGAAGCAGCAAUCAAGGAGAGAGCAUAUUUUUCGCAAGGAAUCAAGUCCACCCCUACAGACGAGUUUGCAAAGAAAACCGUAUCUGCCAUACUGAAGAAAAAUCCACCUGCAUGGUUCUCAUCAGGUCACUACUCCACCAUUAUGUCGAUCAUGUACCAUCUCCCGCUUUGCGUUAGAGAUUUUAUCAUCAGGAGAGCAUUUAAGUGUUGAGCGCUACAGGUUUAGUUGGUCGUCGUUUGCCCAUGUGAAUGCAACGAGUCCUGCCUUUUUUUUUUUUUUCUGUGUUUUUUCCGAAGUUCAAAGCUCCAGAGCUCAGUUAGCUAACAGAGAUAGAUGUUUGUGUUGCAUCUUGAUACUCGAUAGUAAGCUCUAGACCACUGGGUUAUUAGCCGGAUGGUACAUAAUGGUCGACGAAGUUAAUCAAUGUGUUUCUAUUUGUCUU